AUGGCCCACGCGGAAGCCACGGCAAACCGCAAAAUCCUAACGUUGAUCCUGCAUCAUCUCGCGGACAUAAGCGACAAGCGGCGUCAUCAACGCAGUCCGGAGUACCCCGUGGAGCUUCUGGAAGUCCGGCAUUCGUUGUUGCCUGCCAUCCUCGUCAACAGUCUCUGGGCUGAAGCGGGAACGUCCAUAGCAUGGAAGCAGACCCCUGAUGUCUCGGCACUCCGAUGGAUGCAACCUAGCCGACGGCAGAUAUACGCAAACAAAAUCGAGCAUGUGCAACUCUCCGAUGCAGCAGACGAGGGCGGCGAAGACUACGAGUACCUCAGGGAUCUUGAAUGGCCCAAAUUGAAGAGCCUGGAGGUGGAUCUUGACUGGCGGUUACAUCAGCAUCACCUUCGAGCGCUGUUGCAUGCAGAUCUGGAGAACUUGACGGUGACUGGUGCGCAGUCUGGAGGCUCAUCUUACGUCGCGCAAGUAACGCUGCCAGCGUUGUUCGGCCCUUGCCGGAAGCUGAAGCGCAUACAGUUUGGGCCUGACACCUUCAGUCCCCAGGAUCCGAUCUAUGCCAACCAGCUUGCCUAUCACUUCGACUUGCUGCCAGAGCUGGAGGAGAUCGAUGUCCUGAUGAGCAGCAUUGUAGGAAAGGAUUUCCUGUUCGGUCAUCUCAGCAAACGUUCAGGCUUGAAUUCUCUCGCCAUCGAUCUUGACCCCGGAUUGCGAUUGUUGCCGCUUUUCACUGGCCCAAAUGCGCUUCACAAACCGUUCGCAUCUCUUGAACGGUUGCAAAUCGUAUGCGACCCGGAAAUAGCGCUCGCGCUUCCUUGCCAUCUUUUUGCGCUCAAGGAACUGCGGCUUGCUGUCGAACGUCUGCCAAGCGGAGAGAUCCGACUUUCAGACCUCAGCAUUCUGGACGAUGUUGUGACGUCACUUCUUGCCUGCCCAAACCUCGAGCUGCUGGAGAUCAACGUGGGCAAUCUCGCCAUCGGUUUUCCUACGGCGCAGUUGAAUUUGCUAGUGAGUGGUACUGGUCUUGUCAAGCUUACCGCCUGUUGUCCGAAACUGCGCAGCAUCGAUCUUGCAGCUCUUGACCCGUCUGCUAUUGACGGUUCAGGCAUAUCCAGCGCACAUUUCGAAGAGUUCUGCAAAGGAUUACCGCAUCUGGAGGAACUGAGCUUGAAAAUGCAUCCUACAACUGCGACGAUACUGCAAACCACUGCUCUCCCAAGUCUUGCACGGCACUGCCCGAAGCUUGAGGUCCUGCGUAUGGGUAUUCCUUUGCAGCUACCUAACCUGCCCUUGUAUGGCACAACAAUCCAUCCCACUGUGGACGCCAGCGACCUCAUAACACCGCCUCAGACCAAAGAGGAGAGAAGACCUGACUCGCACCAGGCCAUGUCGAGUACCAUGAAAUUAAUCGCAGCCCUUGACACGCCAUCAGCAACGCCGCCCGCUGCCCUUGUCCCAAUGUUUUCGAACCUGACUCAUCUCUCCAUCGCGCGACCAGAAACCAUUCUCAGCAAGGGCCCUUGCGUCACCCUCGACGCUGAAGAGGACUUGAUCCACGCCUGGGCCCAAUCCAUUUUCACGCACUUCCCUCUUCUGCAACAACUCGAAGCCUGGGGCGACUGUACAGGGCGCGAUAGACGUUCUAUGACUUAUGUUCUGCCCAUGGAAGACGUUCUCGAGACAACAUGGGAAUUCUUGAGCGGGAUCGAGCAAUCGCUGUGGCAAGACGGAGACGAGGAAGGGGAAGUGGAUUUGUUGAGUCCGGCAUCACUUGGAGGAGAUGCGUAUGUGCUCAGCCCGGGCCCUUUCGAGAGGCUGGUGGUGUCUGACUGGGAGAUGGCAAGCGAUAUGAACGAAUAUCAUGCGCGGUGA
Molecule: messenger RNA, 1878 nt
Organism: Ascochyta rabiei
Lineage: Eukaryota; Fungi; Ascomycota; Dothideomycetes; Pleosporales; Didymellaceae
Exons: 1
Coding region: 1-1878 (625 amino acids)
Source: RefSeq, a predicted model, not a curated record